AUGGGAGCUGCUCGGCACGUGUCUGAACAAGGCUCCCCCGGGGAGAGUAAAUCGGCAGCGCGGCACCUCCGCACGGCAGCGACCCAGCAGGGACCCUGUGGGGGACAGGCUCCUGUCCUGCCCGGUCCUGUCCUGCCGGUCCUGCCCGGUCCUGGUGCUGCUUUGGUGCUGAGCCCCCCGCGUCACGUAGCAGCCACCGCAGAGCAGGCAGGGGCCGGAGAAGGGACUCUGCUGCCCGCCAGCGCCGCUCCAGGGAGCCCGGGCGGACGGUGCCUCUCCCCAUGGCAGCCAGGCCCCCACGUAACACCGGCCAAACUGGACACCCCGGUCCCGCGAGAGACCCUCCCCAGCCAGAGCCCACCCGUCUGCCACGUCCAGCCCAGCCCGGACUCAGCUGUCACCGCCUGUCCCCUCACCAGCCCAGUGUCCCAGAGGUCGGACACGGGCACACGCCGCGAUGCCGCGACCAUCACCGAGCUGUGCAGCGAGGAUGUCCCCGAGGUGGAGAUCGUCAGCCUGCUGGGCGAGCAGCUGCCCCGCUACACGCUGCGGGCUGACACCGUGUUCGGCUACGACCACGGCGACUGGCUGCGAGCCCCCAGCGCCCCCCCGCAGCCCGUAGCCCCCCUGACCCCCCAGCAGAUCGAGGAGACCCUGCAGUAUUUCCGUGAGUGCCCGUGGGCAGCGGGGCUGGUGAGGGCGGUGGGCACGGGCGGGGUCGGCACGGCCAGGACAGCACUAAUCACUGCUAAUGGGAUUGACGGGCUGGAUUUCCUCCCCCAGAACAUCCCGGACUAAUUCUGGGAGCAGCUUCUGCUGAGCCAAGCCGGAUACUGGGAGAGAGCCCCCAGCAUUUCCCGGGACCCCCUGCCCGUCCCUGCUCCCCUGUGCUGCGCCGUGGCUCACAGGGCUGGGACGCUGGUGGGCUUGGCAAGGUGUGCCAGGGAAUCCCAGGGCUGCUCUCCCCCAGACAUGCCAGCCUGGAGCAGAGCUCAGGGCUGCCAGCAGAGCCUCCAGAGCUGUGGGGAUCCCAGGGGGAGAUCCCUGCAGCCCCCAUGGCCAGGCAGGGGCAGUGCCCAUGGCACUGUGACGUGGCCCAUCCCUGGUGUGAGGUCGGGGUUCAGUGGGGGGCACAGACAGAUUAUCUCUGCUCUGUUUGUGCCUCUGGCCUGCAUGUGGCAGGGACAGGAUUAGAGCAAGGGGCUGGGGGAUGGAUGUGGGGCAGUGGGAGACAGAUGGGGCCGAGGCCUCCACCCACCUGCUCACGCCAGACUAAACAUCACCGUCACCACGCCUUUCCUGUGCUUGCAGCCUUCCCCUUGUGGCUGCUCCCCUCUCUGUUCAGCAGCUGACCAUCAGCACAGCCCCCUGCAGUGGCAGUAUGAGGGACUGAGCCCCAAAUCCUGUCUCUGUGCCGUGGGGUAGGGAGUGUGCAGCACCACAGGACCCCAGCACCCCAGCCCUGCUCCACAGGACCAGUGGCACUCAGUCCCAGACUCCUGCAGGUCACAGACAGCCAGGCCUCCAGUGCUGCUGGCAUGUGCUGGAGGGGGCCCAUGGCGUCAUUCCUUUACUCAAACCUUUAAGCUGCCAUCAGAAAUAGCCCCCUGUAAUCUGCUUGUGCAGGCACAGGGAACCUGCCCAGAGCAGCAAAUCCUGGGGCAGAGGAUUAGGAAGAAGCAGCUCCUGCCUGUCCAUGCUGAGACGUGUGCUUGAGUCCUUGGGGUCCCUGGAGGAUGGGGACCAGUUGGUGGCUGUGUCAUCCCAGACCUUACCAAAGGAAUCUCCAACUCCAGGAGGACAGAGAGGCUGGGACUGAGGGCAUCUGCUCCAUCCUCACCCCAGAGGGGCUGGGGGUUAUGGCAGGAUGUAGUUGGGGUCAGAAUCCCAAUGGGUAGGAGUCAAGCAGGCAAAGGUGUGUGAUGGUGAGGGGCAGCUUCAGCUGCAUCCCUUCACUGAUUAUUUGGGCGCUGACAAGGGUGGGCAUUGGGGCAGGUGAUGAGGACAGAGCACGUUGGCAUUACCAGCAUCACAGCCACAGCCUGUGCUACGUGCCUGCCAGCUCCUCCAUAAUUCAGCACACCAUGAUUUAUUCACUUUUCCUGCUUCUGUGCUGCUUCUGCACCAGUGUGGUUGUGAGGAUGAGAAGGUGCCAGCCAGGGAGUGUUGGGCAUCCUGACUGGGGCACAGAGGGUGCCAGGCUCAUGCCAGCCCAUGCUUGGAUCCGGGGGUGGCGAAUGGGGAGGCUGGAAUGGGAUGGAAAAGCCCCUUUCCUGAUCAGGGACCUGGCAGGUCCCAGCACUGCAGUGGGCGCUGCAGGUGCAGGGUUUGUGAUGUGGGUGAUGAUGGGGGGGUCCAGCCCUGGAGUGACAGAGCAGGGCUGGCCAGGAAAAUGUACCCUGACCCUCAUGGGGACCCCAUGGCUUUGUGUGAAGGGCUCAAAAUCUCUCCCUGUCCUUCCCAAGGGGCAGAAACUGCUGUCUGUGCAUGACCCACAGCGUCAACACUGCAAAACUGCUGCUCAGGGACCCCCAGUGUCCCUCAGCAGCCAUCACCACCCGUGGGGGUCUGUACGCCCGGGCUCCCCGGGCUAUGAGUUGGGACAAGAGGUGGGACACCUCCACCAGCCCCCAGGGCUGAGCAGGGUUGUCCUGGUGGGCUCCCCCACAAGGACCCCAGUCCUAGGGUGCCUGGUGGGGAUCGUGUCCCUGGGGUGGCCGGGGAAAACCGGAGGACCCUGACCCCCGCAUCGCCCCCGUUCUGCUCCCGUCCGGCCCCGCCCCCGUCCCGGCCCCAGCCCCGGC
Messenger RNA from Haemorhous mexicanus (house finch), 2804 nucleotides. RefSeq names its product protein piccolo-like. Gene Ontology annotation, biological process: neurogenesis; anterograde axonal transport of mitochondrion; neurotrophin TRK receptor signaling pathway. Gene Ontology annotation, molecular function: signaling receptor binding. Gene Ontology annotation, cellular component: dendrite. NCBI's taxonomy places the organism in Eukaryota, Metazoa, Chordata, Aves, Passeriformes, Fringillidae. The record is from RefSeq and is a predicted model, not a curated record. The transcript is spliced from 5 exons. Bases 1 to 798 code for a protein of 265 amino acids.